Cynara cardunculus var. scolymus (artichoke) is the source of this 877-nucleotide messenger RNA. RefSeq names its product protein LIKE COV 3-like. The coding region runs from base 1 to 831 and encodes 276 amino acids. Gene Ontology annotation, cellular component: Golgi apparatus. The transcript is spliced from 6 exons. The record is from RefSeq and is a predicted model, not a curated record. Lineage: Eukaryota; Viridiplantae; Streptophyta; Magnoliopsida; Asterales; Asteraceae.
AUGGGUACAAGAGAGAAAGAUAGAGAUCUUGAGCGUCUUAUACCAGUUACCAGAUCAGGGAUCUCGGAGAUAGAUGGUGAUUCCAACUCGUCGUCGCCGGCGGAAUCCCCUCCGGGGGCUUCUUCCUCGUCCUCUCAUCAAUCUGGCAAGGAGGUCUCCAAUUUUGUGCGUCUCUCUUUCUUUGUUCGCAGUUGGGCUUCAAAAAAGUUCAUGACCGGAUGUGUCAUUUUAUUUCCCAUAGCCAUCACAUUUUAUGUGACUUGGUGGUUCAUUCAUUUCGUGGAUGGAAUAUUCUCCCCAAUCUAUUCUCUUAUGGGAAUUAAUACAUUUGGUCUUGGAUUUGUGACCUCCAUUGCUUUCAUCUUUUUGGUGGGUGUGUUCAUGUCCUCAUGGCUGGGAACCUCUCUACUCAGCUUAGGGGAAUUCAUAAUAAAGAAGAUGCCUCUCAUGAGCUACAUUUACUCUGCCUCCAAACAAAUCAGUGCAGCAAUCUCACCAGGUCAAGGUUCACAUGCAUUUAAAGAAGUGGCAAUCAUAAGGCACCCAAGUGUUGGAGAAUACGCACUUGGAUUCAUAACAUCAACUGUUAUCCUGCGUAAGAAUACAGGUGCUGAGGAGUUAUGUUGCAUUUAUGUGCCAACCAACCACCUUUAUCUAGGAGAUAUAGUCCUUGUCAAUUCAAAAGAUGUUAUGAAGCCUAACAUCUCAGUCCGAGAAGGCAUAGAGAUUGUGAUAUCAGGAGGCAUGUCGAUACCUAACAUCUUAACUACAAUGGAUUCCCAAUCGAUUUUAGCUCCAAGAUCUGGGAAGUAUGUUGUCCCACAAGUAUAAUACAACAUGUAUACUUUUUCAAUCUUAUUCACGCUCUUGAAAAUAC